UCUCUCCUCCAGAACUGGCUUGAUUUUAUUUUUUUGGUAAGCCCCGAUCUCGACAGGGGAGGGGUCUGAUUUCGAUCCCCCCCCUCCCCCGAUUGAAUUUGCUCUAGCGCCGCCAGAAUGCCCCCCGAAAAUAGACCAAAUCAACUCUGGUCCAGACGCGGUGCCACCAGGGAACGAGCCAUCAUGCUGACGAGGCUCUUCAACGAACCCAGCCUGCUCCCCGACGUGCAGAAAUUUCCCGGCUGGGCGGGGGAGUGCGACGAAGAUGAGGGCAGCGAGCCGGAGGAGAGGAAAGGGAAGAGCUGCCCGCUGCAGGAGGAGGCGAGGGAAGGCUCCCUGGGCGAAAACAAAGAGGAAGGGGACCUAGGCGGGGACGAGGAGGAGGAGGAGGAGGAGGAGGAAGGGCUGGAAGAGGCCGAAGGGGACCGGCCCAAGAAGCGAGGCCCGAAGAAGCGGAAGAUGACCAAGGCCCGGCUGGAGCGCUCCAAGCUGCGGCGCCAGAAGGCCAACGCGCGGGAGCGCAACCGCAUGCACGACCUGAACGCGGCGCUGGACAACCUGCGCAAGGUGGUGCCCUGCUACUCCAAGACGCAGAAGCUCUCCAAGAUCGAGACGCUGCGCCUGGCUAAGAACUACAUCUGGGCGCUCUCCGAGAUCCUGCGCUCGGGCAAGCGGCCCGACCUGGUGAGCUACGUGCAGACGUUGUGCAAGGGCCUGUCGCAGCCCACCACCAACCUGGUGGCCGGCUGCCUGCAGCUGAACUCGCGGAACUUCCUCACGGAGCAAGGCCAGGAGGGCGGGCGGUACCACGGCCCCAACUCCUCCUUUGCGCUGCACCCCUACCCCUACCCGUGCGCGCGGCUGUCGGGCGCGCAGUGCCAAUCCAGCACCAUGGCCAGCUCCCACGCCUUGCGGACACAUGCCUACUGCGCCACCUACGAGACCCUCUAUGGGAACGCGUCCCCCGACUACAACAGCUCGGAGUACGACGCCCCCCUCAGCCCGCCCCUGUGCAUUAAUGGCAACUUUUCCCUCAAGCAGGACUCGUCCCCGGACCACGAGAAAAACUACCACUAUUCUAUGCAUUACUCCGCCCUGCCCAGCUCCCGGCCGGCCGGCCACAACUUGGUGUUUGGCUCCUCCGCCAUGCGCGCUGGGGUGCACUCCGAGAACAUCUUGCCUUACGACAUGCACCUGCACCACGAGCGAGGCCCCAUGUACGAAGAGUUGAAUGCCUUCUUCCACAAUUAACCCCCCUUGUGACCACCCCGACCGCCCCCCCUCACCGCCACUGCACAUAGCAACCCCCCCCCCCACUUCCAUUCUGUCCUAGGGUUUAAAUGUUGCCUCCUUCACCCCAAAACUGUGAACGUACAAUUGUUAGGUGUCUCCCUGUAACACACACACACACACACACACACACACAAAGCUCAACUUAAAACUGUCUGUGAACCAGUCUCCCUUUUAAUUAUCCCCCCAGAGAGCAGACCAGAACAGAGUAUACACUGAAAAGAAAAUUUACUUUGGUGCAAUAUAUAUAUAUGAUGUAAAAAAUGUUUAUUAUUUAAAAAAAAAGCUAACCUUCGGGGUUGCAGUCGAUUGAAACAAUGUCUAUUUUGGACAAAUGGAAAGAAGGUUUCAGGGAGAAAAAAUGGAAAAUGAUGCUCCUCUCCCCCUCCCCCCGAUCAUUUUUAAAGAGCAAAAUGUUGCUAGUAAAAAAAUGGGGAGAAAAGUGGAGAAAUAAAGCAAAUUUUCCUCCCCCCUCCCACAUAAAAUAUAUGUUUGGCUACACAUCAAAGUACAUUUUAAACCAGGCCAGCCCAUUUGGGUUUUUAAUUAAUUCCUUCGUUUAAAUUCAAGAUGCUUUUAGAAGGGGUUAUCUCAGAAAGGGGGAAUUCUGUAUUCUUUCCGACGAUUAAAUAUAAGAUCCCACGGAAGUGUAACUAAGAAAAAAAUGUUUGCAACUUCAAAUCAGCAUUUCAAUGCAGUGAGAACUUUUAGAAGCAAUAAAGAGGCAAACAGAAGAUUAAUCUAUAUAUAUAUAUCUAUGCAAGUAGGUACUGAACUAGAAAAGUAAAACACAAAAGAAUUCAUAUGGAAUAUUAGACUAUGGACCAAGCAACUUGUUGAGGUUAAAAAGGUGCACUUUUUGAUUUGAAGGGAACGGAAUGUUUAUGUUCCUUUCAUUGUUAACAAUCAGUGACUUCCGCGUUUUUGAACACCCUUGUACCACAAGUAACAUAUUUUCCAAAUUGUGUGUCAUGAUGUUUUUUACCUGUUUUAAAAACUUUUAAAAAAGAGGAAAAAAAGAUUUCUAUGAAAUGGCAAAAAUGUUUUGUUAUGCAUGGGUAGGAGCAAAAAAAAUGCAAAUAUGCAAAUUAUAAAGGUGGUGUGAAGAAAGCACUUAUUAUGCUAUAUAUUUUAGUUGGCUAUUUUUCCUAUAAUGAGUAACCUUUAAGUUAUUUCUUUAUGUAAUGCAUUUUGGGGGGAGGGAGGGGAAAUUUGUGUAAGGAAUACAUCCGUAUAAAAAUAUGAUCUCAAGACCCAAACUGAUAUAUCCUGGAAUUAUUUUUGGUGCAUCAGUCUAAGUUGUUUCAUUAUUAGUUAUUCCGAUUUUAACGCAUCAUUUAAAUCAGGAAACAUUAUGAAAUAUUUUAAACCUGCCUACAACACCUUUAAACAUACCAGCAUUUUUAAAUACAAGAGAGGAAGAGAAUUUCUGAUAAAUGUUUUAAAAAAAGUUUUACAAAAAAAAAUUGUAGCAAAGGUGAAAAUGUCUAUCAGACACCAGAAGUGCUUUUUGUGUUUCUGUUCCGUUUAAUUAAGAUUAAUAAAUAUUUAUGUCAAAUGAUAUGCAAAAGAACAGACAGUUUCUUACAAUGAUGUAAUUUUUAAUCAGUAUUGGUUUGCUGUAAUCAUUCACACAAAGUCUCUCGGUUUUCCAUACGCCCCAAAGUUAUUCUUCAUUUUCGAUAGCGUCCUAAGGCAGAUCUUAAAGGCAUCCAAAUUUUUAUUUUCCCUUACAUCUUUCUGACACUAUCUUUCAAAAGUGAGAUCAAAAAAUGUAAGCAAACGAAACAGAGGCUGAGAAACUUACCAGAAACUAGUGUGUGUGUGGGGGGUGGGGGGUGCUUACAAGCUAGAGAGGUUUACAAAGUAAAUAAAUAAAUUGCAUGCAUCAGUAUAAAAAAGAAAUAUUUUUCCAGACUCUAAACUCGUAUUCAAUUGGAUGUUUUAAGUAUUACUCACAGUGGAAAAUUCCACUAGAGCUGAUCUCUUCUGUGAAAUGCACCAGUAUACUCAUUUGACGUUAAGAGCAGCCGUCAGUUGUGAUUUGAUUCAAAAGUGUAAUUAACAAGCGU
Messenger RNA from Pelodiscus sinensis (Chinese soft-shelled turtle), 3362 nucleotides. Lineage: Eukaryota; Metazoa; Chordata; Testudines; Trionychidae. The record is from RefSeq and is a predicted model, not a curated record.